AAUAAUAUUAUUAGUAAUACUAAUAAUAAUAAUAAUAAUAAUAGUAAUAAUAAUAAUAUUAAUAUUAGUAAUAACACAAAUUGUAAAAAUAGUAAUAAUAACAAUAAUAAUUUGAACAAUAAUACGAAAAUUAACACGAAUACGAAUUUUAAUUUAAAUCCUAAUGUAAAUCAUGCUAAAAAUAAUACAAAUAAUACAGGAAUCGUAGAAGAUCAAAGAGCAUUGCAAUUAGCAUUAGAAUUAUCAAUGGUUGGUUUAUCAGAAAAUAAUAGCAAUAAUAAUAACAUAAAUAAUAAUAAUAGUAAUAAUGGUAGCAAUAAUAUAUUGACAUCAAAUAACAAUAGUGUAAAUAAUAAUAAUAAUAAUCAUCACCAUCCGCAACCGCAGCCGCAAUACCAUCAGCAUCAACAACAGCACCAGCAGUUACAACAAGCACAACAACAUCAAUUACAUAAUAGUUUAGCAAAUUGUUUAAACGUAACAAAUACAAAUAAUUUAUUUGCUGAAUUAAAUUUAACAAAUGGUUUUAAUUCAGCUGCUGUUGCUGCAGCUGCAUUAGCAGCAUCAAAUAAUAUUACAAAUAAUGGUCUUAAUAAUGUUGUAACACCAUCAGCUGCAGCUGCAGCAGCAGUCGCAGCAGCAGGUGUUACAUCAUUUGCUGCACUGUUACCAAAUAUUGAAGAUCGCUCAAAAAAAUCACAAAAUAUGACUGAAUGUGUUCCUGUACCAAGCUCUGAACAUGUCGCCGAAAUAGUUGGAAGGCAAGGUUGUAAAAUUAAAGCGUUAAGAGCCAAAACUAAUACAUACAUUAAGACUCCAGUGCGUGGAGAAGAGCCAGUUUUUGUUGUAACAGGCCGUAAAGAAGAUGUUGGAAAAGCUAAGCGUGAAAUUUUAUCAGCUGCCGAACAUUUUAGUUUAAUAAGAGCAUCACGUAAACCAUCAUUAGCCAGUUUAAGUACAACGGGUGGUGCAGUUGUUAGUGGAUCAAACUGUUUACAAACAAAUGGUUUGAAUAAUGCUAAUUGUAUAAAUAGUAAUGGCAAAGGUAACUUAGGCCCACCAAUUAAUAUUCCAGGACAAAUAACAAUACAAGUUCGCGUUCCUUAUCGCGUUGUUGGUCUAGUUGUCGGUCCAAAAGGUGCCACUAUAAAACAUAUACAACAACAAACUCAUACAUACAUUGUCACACCAUCACGUGAUAAAGAACCAGUAUUUGAAGUAUCAGGUUUACCAGAUAAUGUUCAAUUAGCUAGACGUCAAAUAGAAGCUCAUAUUGCAUUAAGAACCGGUAACAUAACUGAUUUACAAUUGCCAUCGAAUACAACAAAUCAAAGUCUUAAUUCCACAUUAAAUAUUAAUGAUAAUAUCGAUUUAAAUAUAACCGGUAAUAGUUUUACAACAUUAAAUGAUAGUACGAAUAAUAUUAAUAAUACUGGAUGUUUAUCAUCAUUACUUGAUGAACAUGUUGGUUCUGAAUUUUUAGCAUCCCUGUAUAAAAAUGGUUUUAAUUGUUUAUUAGGGUAUUUAGAUCAAUCGACUAAUAAUAACAAUACUAAUAAUAAUAGUACCAACAGUACUAAUAAUAAUAUGAUAAACAAUUUGAUAAAUAUUAAUGGCAUAAAUGAUUUGAAUACAGUAGCAUUAAAUCAAACUCCAAAUUUAAAUAAUAAUUUUACAAAUAAUAUGAAAAAUAAUAAUAACAAAGAUGGUGGUUUAUUUGAUGUUACAAAUGGUUUAUUAACACCAAAUCAAAACAAUAAUCAAUCAAAUUGUACUGAUAAUAUUUUAGAUUAUACAUUUCCUGUUUUAACAAAUACUUCAAACACAAUAGCAAGCGUCAUAAGAUCAAAUGAGAUAAACAAUAUGAAUAGCGGUAAUAAUGGCAUUAUAAGUAAUAGAUCAUGUUCUUCUUCAUCAAGUUCGACAUCAUCAAAAUCAGCAUCAAAUCAAUCUGGUCCAGAACUGAUUAAUAUAUGGAAAAAUUGUCAUCAAGAUUCAACCGGUUCAAUUGAAAUUGAUGAAGGCCUAGGUGAAUCACCGAAUAUAUGGACAUUACCACCAGUAUCAGCAUUGGGUUCACGUUGUUCACCAACGUCAAAUUCAGUUAGCCCAACUGAUUCAUUAUUAGGAGGCAGUAGUAGUGGUGGGGGUUCAUCAUCAACUGGUUCCGCGGGUAUAUCAAAUUCAGGAAAUUCAGCUAAUUUAUUACAACAACAGCAACAGCAGCAACAACAUCAGCAGAAUAACACAAACUGUUCAUCAACAACGUCAACAAAUAUGCAAAUAACGUCAUCUGUAACGCCAUAUUUAAGACGCGAAUGUUUGUUAUGUGGAGAUAAAGAAGUUACAGCUGCACUUGUACCAUGUGGUCAUAAUAUGUUCUGCUUAGAAUGUGCUGGACGCGUUUGUGGUACUGGUGAAGGAAUAUGUCCUGUAUGCAGUCAACCGGUUAUUCAAGCUAUAAGAAUAAUACAUUAAUUACAUAAAUUAUUGAAAUAAUAAUAAAUUUUAAUAAUUAUUAAAUUUAUUAUUAUUUAUUAUUGUAUUAUUAUACAAAUUAAAAUUAUAUGUAUGUGAAAUAUGUAUGAGGAAUUUUUGAUAAUUAAUUUUUAACUUAGUGCUAAAAUCGCAAUACGCAAUUAAAAUUAUAAAUUAAAAGAAGAAAAAAAACUUCAAUAUUUCAAAAAUGAAAAAAAGAAAAAGAUUUUUAGC
This is a messenger RNA of Condylostylus longicornis, 2712 nucleotides long. RefSeq names its product RNA-binding protein MEX3B. The transcript has 2 exons. Gene Ontology annotation, molecular function: RNA binding. NCBI's taxonomy places the organism in Eukaryota, Metazoa, Arthropoda, Insecta, Diptera, Dolichopodidae. Bases 247 to 2478 code for a protein of 743 amino acids. The record is from RefSeq and is a predicted model, not a curated record.